Molecule: messenger RNA, 396 nt
Organism: Encephalitozoon intestinalis ATCC 50506
Lineage: Eukaryota; Fungi; Microsporidia; Unikaryonidae
Product: histone H2B
Exons: 1
Coding region: 1-396 (131 amino acids)
Molecular function (GO): DNA binding; protein heterodimerization activity
Source: RefSeq, a predicted model, not a curated record
AUGGCAAAGUCCGCAAGACAUGUUACAGGUAAGGCUCCAGGAACAUCUUUGGAUGGAGGCGACAAAAAGAAGUCUAAGAAGAAGUCAUCUUCCAUGUGCGUUGGAGGAAUGUUCAAGUCGGCAGUCAAGCGUAUUUCUCGAGAGGUCAGCCCGGACAACAACAUCAUGCUGACAAGCAACUCAAUCCAAGUUCUCUGCGGGAUUUCUUUUGACUUUGUUGACACAGUUGCAGACCUUGCAGGAGAGCUAGCAAGGAAGGUUGGCAAGCAGACCGUGGGAUCCGAUGACAUUGUAAGUGCCUUUGAGAUCUUGCUCAAGGGAGAGUUGAGGAAGCUGGCCAUAAGAGAAGUUCACAAUGCUCUUUCAAAGAGCCAGGCCAAGUCCCGAGGAAAAUAA